This is a messenger RNA of Paramuricea clavata, 271 nucleotides long. NCBI's taxonomy places the organism in Eukaryota, Metazoa, Cnidaria, Anthozoa, Malacalcyonacea, Plexauridae. The record is from the annotation of a GenBank genome assembly.
AUGCUUUCACUUAUCCAGAACGUCCAAUUUAAAAACCACUACACCGAAUUCCAGGACAAACUAUCACAGGACUUGUCAAAAAUUAGAGCAGACGAGAAACUACUUGUUGCUGCCGAUAAAACCACAAAUUUCUACCGUUUGGACGCCCCCACAUAUGACAAGUUAAUUGAUACUGCAAUAACAAAAACCUACAAGAAAGCCCCGACAAAAACCACGGACAGAAUAAUAUCUGAUGAAAAGAAAAUUACAAAAAGUCUUGGCAUCGACAACC